Alnus glutinosa is the source of this 1205-nucleotide messenger RNA. RefSeq names its product bZIP transcription factor 27. Gene Ontology annotation, biological process: positive regulation of DNA-templated transcription. The transcript has 3 exons. The record is from RefSeq and is a predicted model, not a curated record. The coding region runs from base 165 to 1013 and encodes 282 amino acids. NCBI's taxonomy places the organism in Eukaryota, Viridiplantae, Streptophyta, Magnoliopsida, Fagales, Betulaceae. Gene Ontology annotation, cellular component: nucleus. Gene Ontology annotation, molecular function: DNA-binding transcription factor activity.
GUAACAAGUAGGCCAAAUACUACUCCUGAAUUAAGUCCUGAGAGAGAGAAGCCGUAGGCGUAGGGGCUCCCAAGCUUUGGCACGCGCGGCACAGAACACGCAUAUAUGAGACGUGACCGUUCACACAAGCAGUGUCUGCUGUCUCAGUCCCUCCCAACUCUGUUAUGUGUUCUAGGACAGGUCUAAAGCCAUCUCGUCUAGCAUACAUGGUGCCAUCAACUGGGUGUGAAGAAGGUAGCAGCUUAAACAAAACCAUCGGCCUCCACAGAGGCUCAUCAUCGUUAUUCUCCUCAAGCUCCUCAAAGUCAAUCUCAUCCACAUCUUCAUCAUCAUCAGCUUCACCAUUCACGGGUCUUGGAGGAAGGACCACAAAGACCAUGGAAGAGGUCUGGAAGGACAUCAAUAUUGCCUCCCUCCAAGACCAAGAAACCACCGCGAGACACCACCGGCCCCACCCCGCCUCCAACAACAACGUCAUCCUUCAAGACUUUCUUGCUCGACCCUUUAGCAAAGACCCACCUGCAGCCAGCAUGGUCGCCGCCGCAGCCGCCGCCGCCGCAGAGACCGCCGUCUACUGCCCACCUGGCUCUUUGGCGCCGCCUCCGCCUGCCACUGUCUUGAGCUUGAAUUCCGGCUGCGAAUUCCAUUUUCUUGAUCACUCUGACCCACUCAGGCCUAACUCACAUUUACAUUCUAAUGUCACUUCUUUCAGUAGCCCAUUUGAGGCUCUGACUUCCUCCACUGGCUUGCCGUCUUUUGGGAAGAAGAGGGUUCCAGAAUCUGACGGUAGUUCUGGGGAUCGGCGACAUAAGCGUAUGAUCAAGAACCGAGAAUCCGCCGCGCGAUCGAGAGCUAGAAAGCAGGCCUAUACAAACGAGUUGGAACUUGAAGUUACUCACUUGAAGGAAGAGAAUGCAAGGCUUCAAAAACAGCAAGAACAGCUAAGAUUGGCCGCAACUGCUCAACUUCCCAAAAAGAAGUCACUCUACAGAACCUCAACGGCUCCAUUUUGAGAAUCAUCAGUACUGCCUUUUCCUUUUGGGGUUUCAAUGUUUUUGUAGGUGGGUACUGUACCUCCAUAUUAUAGUGGUCUCAGGAAAGAACAAUGUAUGUAUGGAAAAAAAGAGUAGUGUUUUUGCAUUCCUAAGAAGCAGGAAUUUAACUUGGUGGGUCUUUUUUGGUUAUGUUUUUGUAUCCUUCCCUUG